AUGAAUGUCGCUUGUAAUCGCCAUGAUGACAAUCUUCCUAUCCUGUUCAUUGACUUUAACCAAGAUUACACAUCUAUCCAAGUUGGAACGAAGACAGGUUAUAGCCUUCUUUCAACCGUCGGCGAUCAGGUGACUGAGACCUUUUCUUCAACCGGUGAUCCAAUGUGUAUUGUUGGCAGAUUAUUCAAUCGCAGUUUAGUUACUCUUGUCUCACAGAAUGAUAUGCGCCGACUGCUUGUAGCACAUUCCAGAAUAAAUACACUAAUUUGUCAUUAUCGUUAUACUUUAACCAUCUUGGCAGUUAAAAUGAAUCAUCAGCGUCUUGUAGUCUGUGUAGAAGAUGGUAUAUUUAUUCAUAAUAUGCGUGAUAUGCAGUUGUUGCACAAAGUUGAAGAGACUCCACCAAAUCGUAAUGGUGUUAUCGCUUUAUCAGCCAAUGAGAAUAAUUGUUAUCUAGCCUAUCCAGGUUCACAUCGUGUUGGCACUGUAUUCAUAUUUGAUGCGUUAAGUUUUCAGAACGUCACAUCUAUUGCUGCACAUGACGGUUUACUGGCUUGUCUUACAUUUAAUGCUAGAGCUAAUCUAUUGGCUACUGCUUCAGAAAAGGGUACUGUGAUUCGUGUAUUUUCUAUUCCACAAGGCGAAAAAGUGAUUGAAUUUCGUCGUGGACUUACUCGCUGUGUAUCUAUAUGCUGCUUAUCAUUCAGUAUGAAUAGUCAAUAUCUUGUUGCGGCUAGUCAUACAGAGACUGUUCAUGUCUUCAAGCUGGAAAGUCGUUCGUCUGAAAAAUCCCCUGAUAUAUCCACUGAUCAUUACACAAGACAACGUACAAUCUCUACAGGUUCAGGAGCUAGUCAAGGCACAGGAUGUGGAGGUGGUGGUGUCGAUGACUGUGAUCUACCCCAAUCUGAUGAUAAUAUCACAGGGAAUUAUUCCGGUUGUAUAGAGCAUCAUAACACCUCAGGUUUAGAUGGUGGUAGCGGUGGUACAGCAGGCGGUGCUGGUGGAGCAGCAGCUACAAUGGCUAGUUGGAGUCAAGGUUUAAUGGGUUGGAUGGGUAGUACACUGAAAACGUAUUCUGUUUACUUACCGCAUCAAGUAUCAGAGAUAUUUGCACAGGAUCGUGCAUUCGCUUAUGCACGUAUACCAUGUGCAUCAGGGAAUAGUUCGUAUCGACCGACAACAGGAGCAGUAGGUGGUGCCGGUGCUGGGGGUGGUAGUCCAGUGUCGAUGACGUCAGCAGGGGAAAUGGUCAAUACUAAUUAUGUUGUCAGUCCUACAUCUACUGGUCUUAUUCAACCGUCUCCUGGACAGCGGAAGGUAGCUGCACUCGUUUAUUAUCAAAAUCAACCGAGGCUAAUUGUCGCUGGUUUAGAUGGUCUUGUUCAUAUAUUCUCUAUUGAUCCUAUCAAUGGCGGUGAGGCUGUGCUAAUCAGAACACAAAGACUGCUUACACCUCAUCCAUCGAAUAACCAACCAGCGACUAGUCUGUCAUCAGUAGCAAUGAAUCCUAAUUCACCGUAUGAUUCCAGUUCUCUGCCUGCAUCAAAUAUUACUCCAUCAUCUUCGGUCAGUGCAGGAGAUGGUAUUGGAUCGAAAAAUGUCAACUCCUCUAUGCGUACUGGUGGACCUCAACAACCUGGUGUCUAUGCUUUGCCAGCAUCUGCUGCCGCGAAUAUUAAUCUCCCCGGGAUGAAUGUUACAGCAACUGCUGGCAGCAAUAAAGUGAAUACAUUUGCAUCAGUUGUUGCCGGUGGUAUUAAAGAUGAAGGCAAUCAACGUAAUGUUCCGUCACCGAAUCCUAUUGUCAAUGAAUAAAUAAAUAGAAUUAGAUCACAAUCCUAAAAAAAUAUGCCGCUUACACAGACAAACAGAUCAGAUACACAUUGAUUGGGGGGGGGGACAAUUCCUAUCUACACAACGCAAUACCCCCACCCUUCGUCCCUACUCCACACACACACACACGCAGUAUUAUGAAGGCCAACAAGAAAAGCACAAAUCCAAUGAAUUUAUUCCAUUUGAUCUUCUCUUGAUCUUUUUUCUUGUUGUCUUUUGGAUCAGUUCUCAAAUGAGAAUAAUCAACUCUUCAUAUUUUUCCACAUUCUCUCUUUCUCUCUGUGUCAUUCAACCCCCCCCCCCCGAGUCCCAGCACAACUGAAUUUAUUGUGUGUAAAUUAUGAUGAGUGAUUAUUGCGUAUGAGAGGAUACGCUACACUGUGUAUUUUUUCAGCUUCUCAUUCCCAUUCAUAAUGUGUGUGUGCUCACUGUUACUUACUUACCACUAUUAUUAUUACGUAACUGUUAUUGGUGUUGUUAUUGUCGCGCCAUUGACACACACGCACGAUUAUGGUGACUUUGAGCACGUCUCAUUCACUAAUUAAUUUGUCACUACUGGUAUUUCUCUAGAUUUCAUGUUUGCUGUUUCUAUUUUCUGUGGAAUAAUGCUUGUGAUCAUCUGCUUUCAUUGUGUAUUUUGGGUGAGGCGCGAACAGGAAAGGCAAUAAAGCGGUUGCUCUUCAGAGGAGAGGGUGCUGUUGUCGGUUGGUGUUCCUCUGUGUGUGUAUGUCUGUGUGAGUGUGUUUGUGCUUUAGCCACCCACCCACACCCUCUCCGCCUACUACUACGAAACUCUUUGUAUCACCACGCUGACAUCAUACUUGAUCAUGUUUGAUUGUCUCUGCGCGUGUGUGUGUGUUUCUCUGUGCCCUUGGUGUGGUGCUUGUUAUAAUUUAAUUAUUAUUUAAUUAUUUUGUUGUUAAAAUUCCUUUUUCUUUUUGAAUAUUUCUCUCUCUCUCUUUUGAUGCGAUAUCUUUGUACAAAUAUUUAUAUACUACUAUUAUUACUUUUCAGUAGUAUCAUUAUUUUUUACACCAAAAAGUCAACCAAUUACUUAACUUUUGAUGAUUCAAUAAUUUCAAGUGGUUUAAAAAAAUGGAUUUUUCUUUUUCUUUUACUAAAUAAUAUUGCUAUUAUUGUAAUAUUGUAAUAUUAUUCCCAUUCACUAACUUACUUACUCACUCACUCAUUUGGCUAAUCAAUCAUGUGUUCUUUCUUUUUUAUAUGAACUGCGAUUCACAUGCAUUAUCCUGUGUUAAUAAACCAUUGAUUCAACUCAA
Trichobilharzia szidati is the source of this 3116-nucleotide messenger RNA. Lineage: Eukaryota; Metazoa; Platyhelminthes; Trematoda; Strigeidida; Schistosomatidae. The record is from the annotation of a GenBank genome assembly.